This is a messenger RNA of Anopheles coustani, 2867 nucleotides long. Its product is annotated as transmembrane protein 245. The record is from RefSeq and is a predicted model, not a curated record. The transcript is spliced from 7 exons. Lineage: Eukaryota; Metazoa; Arthropoda; Insecta; Diptera; Culicidae. The coding region runs from base 115 to 2736 and encodes 873 amino acids.
CUGGUGGAAGCAAAAACAAAAAAUAUCAUUUACACCCGAUCGGUGUUAUUUGAGGUGAUGCCGAGCGGAAAACACGAUAGCAUUAGUUCAACGUUUGCUGCGACCGAGUGAAAAAUGAGUACCCGGCCAAGCCCUGCUCCGUUCAAGCGUUCGAUUGACGGAUUGUUCAACGUUUGGCUCAAUCUUCGGAACCAAGGCCACGAGAAACCGCUGCGAAAUGCCCUGUACAAUGUGCUCGUCGUCGGUGUAAUAGCGGUGGUGAUCGGCGUGAUUUUGGUGCUGGCACCUUUUUUCAAACCGCUCCUGUGGGCGUUCCUGUUCGGGGCCGUCCUGUUUCCAGCGAAGAAACGUCUCUCCGAGUCGCUGAACCGAUGGAUUGGACGGAUUGAGAAGGAUGAUAAGUACCUGUUGCUCGGUGUGCUUAGUGCACCGGUUUGCUGGGUGGAUUCGCUAGGGGAAUUUCUUACCAGCUGGCUGCGGAAACAUCUGAAGAUUAUUGCCGUGACUCUUGGGGGCCUCAUGUUGCUGCGGUUCAUAUUGUGGCUUACACCGACGGAGGUAUUUUUCUCGAUAUGGAACUUUAUCGUGUGGAACCACUCGCUGUUCCGGUCGCUGCUCAGUUCGCUUUCCCUUCAAAUGGUCGUCGUCAUAUUGAUCGUUUACGUCGUAAGCGUAUACUUUCUCUGGACGCCAGACCAUUCUACGCCGUUCCUGGUGAUCGGGCAGGUCCUGUGGAUGGUGAUCGUUGGCUACGGGAGCAGCUUCCUCGGUGCUCUGCAGGUUCCCGUUUUUUUAGCACUGCUUACGUACGGCGCCAUCGGUUUGGUGUAUAAUUUACAGAAAGAUGAACGCAACAUUCGCUUUAUUGAUAAAUGGCAUAGCCUACUCGACGUCACAAGCUACCGGCUAGAGGAUUCCAUGGCUGCACCAAACGUAACAACGACCGGUGAAACGUCGCGGAUCGAAGAGAUAAAAUCGAAGCUACAGCUCGACGUCACCGCAACGCCGCAGCUUUCCAGCACGAUGAAUGAUGCGUCUGGUGUCAGCACCACCUACCCGGCAAGCAUGCUAAACAACGCGGAAGCACUUGAAAGCGACCUGUACUUCCGUUUGUUGUUUUACGCGUGCGGUGCCACGCUCGUUUGGACGCACACGUGGCUUCUGUUUCUGGGCUUCAUCCCCAUUUGCGCGCACAUCGUGCGGCGGGCGGCCGAAUUUCUGGGCAUUGUGUCGUACGUAUCGCAGAAGAUUCAGCACUACUGGCAUACGCUGAAAGCAUGGCUUUUUCCGCGUCACUCCGCACUCUUGCCACUCUGUUUGCCGGGGAUUCUGCGGCUAAACACGAACAUCCAUCGCUACGCAUGUGCCAAACUGCGCUCCUAUAUCGACGACAUUUGCUCGAUCGUGAUGAUCGGCUUUCUGAUCGUGCUCGUCAUGCUGAUCAGUGUGUUCGCCUUCACGCAAAUCUAUUCCGAAGCGAUCGCGGUGGCCCAGCUUGGCUCUAAUCUGGUCAAUCGAACGCUCAUCCAUCGACCGGAAUUGAUUGAAAUGCUACCCAUCGAUAUGCAAUCGAUGGAUAACAUUAUCGACAACGCGUACAAAUAUGGACGAUCGCAUAUUGAGCAAUAUGUAGAUGGUAUUUUCAACGACACAGAUCCCACGCAGGCAAUCAAGCUGAAAAUGCAAAUACUUAGCGUUUGGGACCGUUUGAUACAAAGCUGGAUGGAUCGAAACAAUGCCGAAGGAAUGGUCGGUCCAAGAGUGCCUGCCCAAGCUAUCCGUAUGACGAUAGAUGAGAUUUUUAUAAAUCCAAUAACUAAAGCUGGACUUAUUGGUUUUAUAAAAAGUAAUUUUGGCAUGCUCUGGGAGGUCGCUGAUUCCUUGUGGAUGCUGCUACGUACAAAUCUGACCCUGCUGCUAUCCGCCGUCGGUACAUUGGUAUCGGCAAUCCUUGGCGGUGGUCAUGCAGUUUUGAAAUUUUUAUUCCACACGAUUAUUUUCUUCACGACAUUAUUUUAUUUGCUGCAAAGCAGCCAGGAUCGCUACUCGCCGACAGCCGUCACCAUCAACAACUCCUGGGGCCCGCGUAUCAUUCAAGCCUUGGAGGAUUCCAUCUCGAGUGUGGUGGUAGCGACCCUAAAGCUGGCCCUGUUCCAUGGGCUUUUUACCUGGCUAACGCACACCGUCUUCGGAGCACAUAUCGUGUACCUGCCGGCCGUGCUUGCAUCCAUCCUAGCGGCGGCGCCGUUCCUCGAGACGUACUGGUGCAGUGUGCCCGCUUUUCUGGACCUGUGGCUCUCACAGGAUCGCUUCUGGCUCGGUGUCAUACUGGUGAUGAUACACUUUAUCGUUCCGUCCAAUUUUAAUCCGAUCAUUCAUUCGGAGAUCAAGGGUGGAGGCCAUCCGUACCUGACUGGUCUGUCGAUUGCUGGGGGCAUGUAUUUGUUCGGCCUAGAGGGAGCUUUGCUUGGACCUUUGCUACUGUGCCUGUUGGUGGUGCUUUUUGAAGUGACCAUCAGUGCUAUCCGAGAUAGCCCAACCACACCACAGACCAGAAAAUCCAGCCUAGAUACGAACAACGAUAUUUAUUCACCCGCUACGACCAAGAAAACUAUCGGACCGUCUGCUGGCUAUUUGAUUCGAACGAAAGAUGGCAAGUUUCUAAACUCUCCGCUGGCCAUGAACUGCACCGCAUCACCCACGUGCAUGACUCUCCGUGGCACACCGCUUGUCUAACUCUAACCUGCGCUUGUCGCUGCGCAAGCAUCUGCUGUGAAACGAGUUUCUCCGCAUCCUGUGGUUUUUAUUUUUCAUUAACUUAGAGCAUAUCAUUUCAGAUUGUAAAUAUAGCAAACAAUACUAUACCA